CGCCCCAAGCACUGGGAGAUCACCUCCGCCGUCACCUCCUCCUCCCCUCAUCCAGGUCCACCCGAGGCUCCCUCCCCCAAGCCGCCCCCGAACACGAAGUUGGCGGGAGCCUAUAAAAGCCGGUGACGGCGCGACCCGCGGACACACGGUGCAGGCGCCCGAGCCGCCGCCGCGAGAACGGCACCGACUCCUGACCUGCCUCGACCAGCGGCGCGACCAUGGCCCAUCACUGGGGAUACGGCAAGCACAACGGACCGGAGAACUGGCAUAAGGACUUCCCCAUUGCCAAGGGAGAGCGCCAGUCCCCUGUUGACAUUGACACCAAAGCAGCCCUUCAUGACCCUGCCCUGAAGUCUUUGUGUCCUUCCUACGAGCAAGCGGUUUCUCGGAGGAUCCUCAACAACGGUCACUCUUUCAACGUGGAAUUUGAUGACUCACAGGACAAAGCAGUGCUGAAAGGAGGACCCCUCACUGGCACUUACAGAUUGAUUCAGUUUCACUUUCACUGGGGUUCAUCUGAUGGGCAAGGUUCUGAGCAUACUGUGGAUAAAAAGAAAUAUGCUGCAGAGCUUCACUUGGUUCAUUGGAACACCAAAUAUGGGGAGUUUGGAAAAGCUGUGCAGCAACCUGAUGGACUCGCUGUUUUAGGUAUUUUUCUGAAGAUUGGUGAUGCCAGACCAGGCCUACAAAAAGUCCUUGAUGCAGUGGGUUCUAUAAAAACAAAGGGUAAGAGUGCUGACUUCACUAACUUUGACCCUUGUGGCCUCCUUCCCGAAAGUUUGGACUACUGGACCUACCCAGGCUCACUGACCACUCCUCCCCUUCUGGAAUGUGUGACCUGGAUUGUGCUCAAGGAGCCCAUCAGCGUUAGCAGUGAGCAGAUGCUGAAAUUCCGUAGGCUUAAUUUCAAUAAGGAGGGCGAGCCUGAGGAACUGAUGGUGGACAAUUGGCGCCCGACUCAGCCACUGCACAACAGACAGAUUAAAGCAUCCUUCAAAUAAGAUGGCCCCAGAGCCCACAGCCAAAGAGUGGAUCUUUGGGCUUCCCCUUAGCUAAGCACAAAUCUACCUUGGUAAAUUGGACCUUGGCUGCUUUGCAUCUGGUUUUCUAGAUCCUUUAUCUCUCACCUGUUGUGCUUAUUAGUAAAAUGUGAAGAACUUGACCAGUUGUCGUGCUUGACCGAAUUGCUGUGACUAGAGCUUUGCUUAUGGUAAUAGCCUUUCUGUACUAGAGAAUAUAAUAUAAGGAGUAGGUGAAAAAAACAUCUUGACUUUGUUCGUAGCACAUGGGGUGAUGAGCAUUGACAGUUGUUCACAAAAAUGCUAACUUUAAAACAUAGGAAAGUAGGAUGAUUGAGUGCAAAUCCAUACCAUGAGAUAAAUUGAGCUCUGUAAUGUAAAUCAGGUGAAAUAGUCAUGAUUCUAUGUAAUGUAAAUCAGAUGAAAUAAAUGUUCAUGAUUCUGAGAUGUUAUAUUAAAGAAAAAAAUUUUAAAUUCUUAUAUAUUUGUAGCAAUGUUAUCUUGAAAAUGAAUUAUGUUGUAAUUUAGUGUCUUUUGAAUUACAGAGAUGUAUAUGAAGUAUUAUCUGUAAAAAUUGUUAUAGUUGUGAUACAGAGUAUAUUUCCAUUCCAAUAAUAUAACUUAAUAAAUAUUGUAUUUUAGAUAUAUUCUUUAAUAAAAUUUAGACUUCUA
Molecule: messenger RNA, 1691 nt
Organism: Odobenus rosmarus divergens (Pacific walrus)
Lineage: Eukaryota; Metazoa; Chordata; Mammalia; Carnivora; Odobenidae
Gene: CA2
Product: carbonic anhydrase II
Exons: 7
Coding region: 219-1001 (260 amino acids)
Cellular component (GO): cytoplasm
Molecular function (GO): zinc ion binding; carbonate dehydratase activity
Source: RefSeq, a predicted model, not a curated record